ACAAGAAAAGUUAGUACUGGGGUGCAAAAAAAAAAAAAAAAAAAAAAGUAAAAUAAAUCGCCCAAGCUACAGAAGCUUGUCUCGGUGUUCUGCAGCCUCUUUAGUCUGCAGCCAAGGACUCCUCCGUCAGUGACCCUGGACAGUAAUAAAAUAUACAAAGCCUGAACCCAACCCCCGCCACUAUCAUAGGUUCUGUAUUAAUGUGAAAAUCAGAAGCCAUGGCAUCUAAGAAAUUUUCUAUUAAAUGUAACAACUUUGCCGUGCUGGUGGAUCUUCACGUGUUGCCACAAGGUUCAAACAAAGAUACCAGCUGGUUUUCUGAACAGAAGAAAGAGGAAGUCUGUUUGCUGUUAAAGGAAACCAUUGAUUCAAGAGUUAAGGAGUACUUGGGAGUUCAUAAACAGCACAGGCCAUCAAAUACAGAAUUCACAAGAUCCAGUCCGUUGUCCUUAAAAGGUUAUGGCUAUCAGAUCACAGCCUAUUUUGUCAAAAGAGGGAUAAAAAUUCGCUGUAUUCAAAGCCCACAGCAUACUGAACUCCGUGUAUUUCCUGACAGAUUUGUGGUCUGUGUUAGUCAACUUGCUUUCAAUCAUGAUACUUUGGCAGGUCAGAGUGAAAAAUCGACAAAAAGCGGUCUCCAUGGAAUGUCUGCUUACUUUGCUGAGGGCAUGGAGAGUCCAUUUCCUCCCCGCACAGAGCUCAGAAGUACUCUGAAAGACACUGUGAAAAGAACUGAAACGAAAAGCAGUGCAGUGAGCAAAUCACAGAGCAGCAGGAACCCUGUGGGAACGUCCAGUGACUCAGUGAUUACCCUGGUACCAGGGAGAAGGGAUGCCUCAGCCAGCCUCCUACCAGAACCCACAGGUCAAGCACUGGAUUACAUAAAGACAGCCCAGAGCCACCCGGGGCUUCCUGUUCAAAAGCUGGAAAAUGUUAAUCAGACCCAGCCAGAAGACACUAGAAGCCAGCACAAACCUCAUCCUGGGGUGCGGUUAAAGACAGGGCUGCUAAGCAGGAGCCCUGUCUAUAGCUGUGAGUCAGCACUAACAGGUCCAAAGCAAAGUCCAUGACCAGCCAAAACACAACAGAAAGGCAGGAACUGCAGCUCUGUGGAAGACUCCGACCACCUCAAGCGUUCUCUUGGAAGUGAUUGAUCAGUCCCCAGACAAGUAAGAGUGGAGAAAAGCACAGCUGUGGAUACUUUGCCAACUUCACAUUUGUCAGAUACGGGGUUACAUUUGAAACAAGAUUUGGCACUAGUCAUGUCUAAGGAAGAGCUGCAUGUUUUGGAAAAGCUCUCCUCCAGACAUAUUAUGAAAAAUAACCCAAUGCAGGCACAGCAAACCAGCUCAGCCACAACCACUGAAAGAUUAGCUACUAUUCAGGGUAGCCUGACCAAGAAAAGAAAGAAAUUGCAAAGGAUUGCAAAGCUGUAGCUGAGGAAGUCAUGGCCAAAUGUGUGACAAGAAAGCUGUGUGUAUAGUUGCUAAAACUUAAAAGGAAUUAAUUAGCUAAUUAUUUCAAAUCAAAAAUAUUUGAGAAUUAACCUUUACAUAGUAACCUCAAGGAGACUAUAUGCUUUUUUUUUCUACUCAUACUUGGUGACUGUCUUUAGACAUUGUUUCAUUGACAAAGAGCCAUCUAUUUGCUGAAGAUAGAAGAGAAGCCAUGUGUGUAAGGACUGUGUGGAGAACUAGUCAUACUUGGCCCCUCCCCACAUGACUGAAGACUUCAUGAUAAAACAUGGAGAAAUGGUGGCAUGUGCUAUGGUUCAGUUCUAGCAAUGCAGUUAGUUCUCUUAUUCCUUAAAAUGAGUG
Molecule: messenger RNA, 1817 nt
Organism: Jaculus jaculus (lesser Egyptian jerboa)
Lineage: Eukaryota; Metazoa; Chordata; Mammalia; Rodentia; Dipodidae
Gene: Slx4ip
Product: SLX4 interacting protein
Source: RefSeq, a predicted model, not a curated record